This is a messenger RNA of Propithecus coquereli (Coquerel's sifaka), 964 nucleotides long. RefSeq names its product APH1B gamma secretase subunit (gene APH1B). Lineage: Eukaryota; Metazoa; Chordata; Mammalia; Primates; Indriidae. Gene Ontology annotation, cellular component: endoplasmic reticulum; membrane; gamma-secretase complex. The coding region runs from base 59 to 832 and encodes 257 amino acids. Gene Ontology annotation, biological process: Notch signaling pathway; protein processing; positive regulation of catalytic activity. The transcript has 6 exons. The record is from RefSeq and is a predicted model, not a curated record. Gene Ontology annotation, molecular function: protein-macromolecule adaptor activity.
CUGCGCCGGGAGCAUUUCGCGUCCCUUGCAGGCCCCGGGGCAGGUUUCCGCUGUCGCCAUGACGGCGGCUGUGUUCUUCGGCUGCGCCUUCAUUGCCUUCGGGCCUGCGCUCGCCCUCUACAUCUUCACCAUCGCCACCGAGUCGUUGCGCAUCAUCUUCCUCAUUGCCGGAGCUUUCUUCUGGUUGGUGUCUCUACUGUUUUCAUCCCUUGUUUGGUUCGUGGCAAGAGCCAUUGCUGACAACAGAGAUGGACCAAUACAGAAAUAUCUGCUGAUCUUUGGAGUGUUGGUCUCAGUCUUUAUCCAAGAACUGUUCCGGUUUGCAUAUUAUAAACUUUUAAAAAAAGCCAGUGAGGGUUUGAAGAGUGUAAACCCAGGUGAGACAGCACCCUCUAUGCAAUUACUGGCCUAUGUUUCUGGCUUGGGCUUUGGAAUCAUGAGUGGAGUAUUUUCCUUUGUGAAUACCCUGUCUGACUCCCUGGGGCCAGGUACAGUGGGCAUUCAUGGAGAUUCUCCUCAGUUCUUCCUUAAUUCAGCUUUCAUGACGCUGGUUAUCAUAUUGCUGCACAUCUUCUGGGGCAUUGUAUUUUUCGAUGGCUGUGAGAAGAAAAACUGGUACAUCCUUCUUAUCGUUCUCCUGACCCAUCUGCUUGUGUCAGCCCAGACCUUCGUAAGUCCUCACUAUGGAAUCAAUCUGGUGUCAGCAUAUCUAAUCAUGGUGCUCAUGGGCAUCUGGGCAUUCUUUGUUGCUGGAGGCAGCUGCCGAACCCUGAAACUCUGCCUGCUCUGCCAAGACAAGAACUUUCUUCUUUACAGCCAGCGCUCCAGAUAACCUCUGGGAACCAGCACCUCCCAAGCUGCAGACUGUGUCUUUAGAGGAAGCACAAUUGUGCCUUUUUCUAAAAAUCUCUCUUUCCAGUGGAAUUGAGAAAACACAAAACUCUCUAGAUGCGAGUCUCCUUCA